GGCCAAUGUUGGACAAACGUGACUGUUGUACCACCCAUUAUCGCAGCGGAUGUGGAUACCGACAUGAAAUUCUUCUCUUUUUUUUACAAUCCUUAAUAGAUAAUCUUUUUUUAAUCCUCAACUUAAUAUCAAUACACGAUGGGUAAAGGUAGACGAUCAUAUACCAUUAACACCCCAGCUUUAAGCUUGACACCGCCUCGGUCGUCGGCCGACCAUUCGUUCAGCAUUUCACCGCCCGAUUUCUUAAAUUCCAACCUCCAGAAUGACAAACUCCAGCCUUUGACCCCCGAAUUCAAAACCACUGCCGCUCAAAGACGUAAUUCCGUUGCUCAACAAAAGAAAUACGAUGACCUCGAACAUAAGCUGGAAGCAACACCCCUAUAUGUUCUCAUCUGUACCUAUCUCAACUACUUUUUGCUCAUCUGCUUUGGUCAUUUACGUGACAUAUUGGGCAAGACAUUCAAGCGCCACGAAUAUAAGCAUCUUUUGAUGAAUAAGGGUUACGCUGCAUUGGUAUCCGACUUUGACUCCUUCUAUACUCGUCGUUUGUAUAUCAGAAUUCGUGAUUGUUGGAAUAGACCUAUUACUGGUGUUGCUUCUCGCACCGUUCAACUAUUGGAGAGAGAGAGCCCUGAUUAUAAUAGAACUUUUAGGUAAUUUUUCUCUCUUACUUUCAUUCCCUUAUUUAAAACCGCCCGCCUCGCCCUGCUGCAUACUAGGAGUUGGUUCAACCCCGGAGUUUCCUAUUAUAUGCACAUAUUCUUAUAUCCUAACAAUUCCUUUGUCUGG
Umbelopsis ramanniana AG is the source of this 789-nucleotide messenger RNA. RefSeq lists its product as uncharacterized. The record is from RefSeq and is a predicted model, not a curated record. The transcript is spliced from 3 exons. Bases 139 to 657 code for a protein of 172 amino acids. NCBI's taxonomy places the organism in Eukaryota, Fungi, Mucoromycota, Umbelopsidomycetes, Umbelopsidales, Umbelopsidaceae.